Messenger RNA from Brassicogethes aeneus, 1461 nucleotides. Lineage: Eukaryota; Metazoa; Arthropoda; Insecta; Coleoptera; Nitidulidae. The record is from the annotation of a GenBank genome assembly.
UACCAGUUAAGAGAGGCCAGUCAGUCGUUUUCGCUUUAUAGUGAAGUUCCUGUCUAUUAUAUUAUUUAUUAUCCACUAAUCUCGCUUCCAACAAAAAUUCAUAAUUAUCUGUUUUUGGUAUUAAGAUAAAAUAAUAUAAGUUUUGUGAAAACCCACGAUUAAUCAAGACUUCAAGAAAGCAAGAUGGGCUACAAUUUUGAAAACAGAUGUGCAACUGUAAAACCUGCCGAUCCCUUUGAGCCAGUGAAUGAUGCCGAACUUCUUCGCGGGGCAAUGAAAGGUAUGGGGACCGAUGAAGAGACCAUCAUCACCGUUUUGGCCAAAAGAUCCAAUCCUCAACGGCAGGAGAUUGCUGAUCAAUUCAAAACGAUGUAUGGAAAGGACCUAAUCGACGACCUAAAAAGCGAACUGGGCGGCAACCUCGAGGACAUGAUUCUCGCCCUGAUGACCCCAGCUGCAGAAUACUACGCCAAAGAGCUACACAAAGCCAUUUCCGGCAUGGGAACCGACGAAGAAGUGCUCGUCGAAAUACUGUGCACAAUGACCAACCACGACAUCAAGAUCAUCGCCGAAACAUACCAAAACCUUUACGAUAACUCCUUGGAAGACGAUUUGAAAGGGGACACUGAUGGCACCUUUAGGCGACUGAUGGUGUCAUUAUGCAACGCAAACCGCGAAGAAGGUUUCGAUGUUGAUUUCAACGCUGCCAAAGAGGAUGCACAGAAACUUCUAGAAGCCGGUGAUGGAUUUGGCACUGAUGAAUCAACCUUCAACAUGAUCCUAUGUCAAAGGAACUACGCGCAACUCCAAAGAAUAUUCGAAGACUACCAGGCCAUCUCCGGGAACGAUAUCGAAGAUGCCAUCAAGAGCGAGUUCGCUGGAAAUGCCGAAGAUGCUUAUUUGGCAGUGGUCAGAGCUGCUAAAAACCCUGCCGCAUAUUUCGCCAAAAGGUUGCAUCACUGCAUGAGUGGGAUGGGGACCGAGGACAGGCAUUUGAUCAGGUUGAUUGUGGCCAGGUGUGAAGUCGAUAUGGAGGAUAUCAAAAAGGAGUACGCCGCCAUGUACGACCAGACUCUUGGGGAUGCUAUCAGAGGAGAUUGUCCAGGAGAAUAUAAAAAAAUACUACUAGCUCUUUGUGGAGAAGAUUUCUCCUAAAUAAGGGGGAUUGUCAUGGAGAUUAUAAAAAAAUGCUUCUGGCCCUUUGUGGAGAAGAUUUCUCUUAAAUUCUAAAAUUUAAUUGGGCAGCUUUAAAAAACUGAUAAAUAGUAAUAGGAAUGAACUAAUUAAUAUACAUAUAUGAUACCAUAGCUUCUUUAAUUUAAAGAUUUAUAUUUAUACACUUACUUAAAUAGAUAUUUUUUAUUUUUACAAACAGUAUUUUAUAAAAUAUUUAAAUCAGCUUAAAAACUUGCUUGUACUGUACUCUAAAACGCUUUAUAUAAAAUAUAUUAUCGUAUAGCA